AUCCUACGAUACGUGAAAAGGCGGGGAAGUCGAGCACACGUAACCCGGAAUUUCCAUCAUAUUUGGAAGAUGUGCAUUUUGGGAAAUUGUGUUUCAAUGGGGAGUGUCCACGUUCAGUUUUUAGCUCAUUUCAAGUUACUUCCACGACGUUACAUAUAUAAGCUGAUAUCCGUUUUGUCAUUGGAGUUUGUUUUGAUGAUUGUUAUUACUGGUGGUGGCUUUUGCAUCUGUGCACAAAACAUUAUGUUCUUGUAUACAGAAAGAGGCUUAUAGCUUCAGACGGCUCAUCUGAUCUCCUGACACAGUGGAGGAGCUGCACCACAUUCGGGAACUAGAGCAUCGAAAGGCUCCAAGCAGCUCGCCUGGGAUGCAGUCUUCAGGCUGUUCUUGGAGAUGACAUCGGACAGCUUGGAGAAGAGAAAGAUACUUCCUCUGAAAUGCCAGCAGACAGCCUUUGAGAACGUCUACCUGAAAGCCUAAGAAGGGAUGAGGCUCCAGAAGAGCAGCUCUCCUGAAUACCUGAGGACGAGACAUUUAACCGCAAGGCCACGCUGCUGAAGAAUGUGUCGGUGGUGCUGUGCUGCAGCCCCGUCUGUGAGAAACAGUCCCUCUUCGCCCUCUUCCAGUCCUACAAGGAGAACAACAUAGAGGAGCCGCUCAUCAAAAAGCUGAGGGCAAAUCAUUUGGCUACACGUAUUUACAGUCUCAUAAAUGAUGUAUUGCAUUAAUGUUUCUUAAACUGAAAGCACUUUAUAGUGUAGGUGGAUAACUCAGCCUUUCCACCGUCACUACAUGCAGCAUCUGUCUUACUACUAUCAGUAUGCUAUGAUAUUGACAGACUGAAUGUUAAUCUGGUUUGUCCCUCACCCCAUGUAGAUCCUGGGCAGUGUGUCCAGAGUUCUGGGCUACAGGAGACUGGAGGGGUUUGUCAGCUCUCACCUGGAUUACCUGGUGGCAGAGUGGCUGGGCUAGCCUGGCUAUACCCUGGAGUCCUUCCCCUACACUCUGCUCAAUCACGCCACUCUCUUCUACAGCUAGUUGCACAUGCUUAGUUUACAUUAUACUUUAUCCCAUAAGUUGUAUGUCAAUAAAAUUACUUUUAGUGAAUUUACUGAUCUGACAGAAUUGGAGUGAAUUGAGGUAAAAGCAGAGUUUCUACCAUAUUGCUUUCUCCUAUUCAAUCAUGUCAGAUCACCUUAAGGAAGGAAGGAAUGGUGCAUCUACGUAAGAUUGAUUUAUUCAUUGUUUCUUUAUUUUCUCCCAGCUCCUCCUAUCAGGUCCUUAUCCCACACCUGGUCUUCCUGGAUGACUUUGAGCAGGUGAAGUCCAUUGGCACCCACCUGGGUAAUGACUGGAAGAAGCUGCUGGCCAACUGCUUCCGUAAGAUCAUGGUGAACAUCCUGCCCUACUUUGUCCUGUCGGGCCAGGACACCCAAGUGGCCCAGCAGCGAGAGAAGGCCCACAGGGUCUAUGACCUCCUCAAGGACUACAACUGCCUGGGAAAACCGCAAAUCGACAGCCUGAUUCACAGUAACCUGGCGGACAUAGUGGUGGAGCUGUUGAUGACCCUGUAUGAUGAGGCUGCUACUAAGGGGGGCAGAGGGGACCUGAGGAGGUGCUUAGGGGAACUGGACCCAGCCCCAAACCCACCCUCCUUCAGCUCCAAUAUUAACAUAGCCACACUGGACUACCUCAGCAAAUGUCACAGUGCCAGUCACAAGUCCCUGGUGGCCAUUUUAUCCAAGACACUGAGGAUCCUGCUGGCGGUGUGUCAGAAGGCAUGUGAGACGAUCAAUGCCUACGAGAGGCACCAUCCUGCUGAUGUACCACAUGCUUGUCAGUCUGCUGCUCAGGGAGGUCAAGGACGGCCUGGGGGAGCCUGGGCCUUCGUCCUCUGAGACAUUAUCGACACACUUAUCAACCGCAGUUGGACAAGUUGUCGAGCCGUAGUUUCUCCCUGUUGUGACCUACUGACCUCUGUGUCCCACGGCCGUGUAGUUCUGUGACGACACUGGACUGCCACCUACAGGUCAUUGUUGGUACUCACUGCCCAGGUGACCAACCAACUUGCCAUCUCACAGCAGAAGGUGCAGUGGGAGUUUAAGCUGGAAAAGAGGGCUCUGUCCAACCUGCAGGUUUAUAGAAGGAACUUCCUGUAGAGAACUACAUCCAGUGUCUGGAGCAGGGUGAGGAGCACGACAACUGGGUGUUCUGCCUGGCCUCACUGUGGUUGGAGAACGCUGACAUCAAGACAGACAAUGACAUGAGGAUGAGAGAAACUACAGUUUGUUUUACUAUUAGUGCUUCAGGGAGGUGUGAAGAGGAUCCCAUCCUAUUAGUUUCUGCCUCUCGUGAACCAGCAGGCUGCCUGCACGGAGAUCAAACAUGUCUGCUAAAGUGGCAGAGGAUGUGGGUUUCCAUGAUGUUCUCAAUGAGUACCAGGAGUCAGGUCCCUACGCCCCUAACGAGGGUUUCCAUGAGGGUAAGGGGGGGCCCUCCACUCAACCCCUCUGCGGAGGAACUACCCCAGUUUGUACACGAACUGGGCCCUGCACCUCCUGAUAGCGCUACCUCCAUUUUUUGACAGUUGUUACAUGCAUACAUUUUGCCCUUUUCCUGUCAGACUAAUGUAAUAUCGUAAUUGAGAAACAAAUGUUUUGCGUUUAAAGCCUUUUUAGUAGUACGAAUGAGUAGGUCUUUGAUUAUGUUAAAGAAGAAUGUAGAAGAAUUCAUCCAUCAAGUACAUAGGGACCACUGUCAUCAGUGUGCUCCUUCUAUUGGUUGCUGGGAUACUACUUAAGUACUUGUUUUUCCCCUCUUAUCAUUCGGCAUCUACCCUAAGACCUUGGCAUACGUCAUUCACUUCAAUUUGAUGAAUAAAACUUGUUCCCUUCCGACCAUCCUUA
Salmo salar (Atlantic salmon) is the source of this 2906-nucleotide messenger RNA. RefSeq names its product serine-protein kinase ATM. The record is from RefSeq and is a predicted model, not a curated record. Lineage: Eukaryota; Metazoa; Chordata; Actinopteri; Salmoniformes; Salmonidae. Gene Ontology annotation, biological process: DNA damage response. Gene Ontology annotation, molecular function: protein serine/threonine kinase activity.